Rhea pennata is the source of this 2967-nucleotide messenger RNA. RefSeq names its product solute carrier family 41 member 2 (gene SLC41A2). Lineage: Eukaryota; Metazoa; Chordata; Aves; Rheiformes; Rheidae. Gene Ontology annotation, molecular function: monoatomic cation transmembrane transporter activity. The transcript has 11 exons. The record is from RefSeq and is a predicted model, not a curated record. Bases 286 to 2007 code for a protein of 573 amino acids. Gene Ontology annotation, cellular component: plasma membrane. Gene Ontology annotation, biological process: monoatomic cation transport.
GCCGGGCUGGUCCCUCCCUGCUCGGGGCCGGCGGCCGUCCUCCCCGCGGCGAUGGAGCGGGACCGCGGGCAGCUGCCGCCGCUGUCGCCCUCGCCCAGAUCCAGCUUUACUUAUGGAAUUGUUCAAGAUCUGAGAUCAAUGAAAAAAUCUAUUUGCGUGCAAAAAAGGAUCAUUUUGGCUUAUCCGUUUUAAAAUCGAGUAUGGCACUUGGUGACUCAUCUACAGGAUUUUUUUGUUGAUGUCUGAGGAACAAAGUGUUUUUCCAACCUAUACUUCUGUAACACUAUGACUAACUGUAAAGACAGAUCUACCAUCACCAAAACAAAUAGCAAAGUUCAUGACAGAGAAGGUUUUGUUAAUUGGACCAUAAAUCUUAGCACAAUUCAAUCUGAUAAAUUUUUGAACCUGCUUUUGAGUAUGGUUCCUGUUGUUUACCAGAUAAACCAGGAUGAAAGACACAAAAAGGUGAAUGGUGUUUGGCAAGAUGGAUUACAGCCAGCAGGACACAAUUUUAAUGGUAGAUCUGAUCAGCACAUGGAGUACCAUCACUUCUCAGAACCCAGUUUUCAUGGUAGUAAUGGACACAGCCCGUCUAGCAGUAGCCCUAAAUAUGAUGACUUUACAAGUUAUAAUUACUGUGAUGGAAUGGAUGCUUCAGAAACAGAUGCCAUGUUGCAGGAAGAUAACUUCUCUAGUGACAGUAACGAGGAUAUCAUUGUGGAAGGGAGCAGAAAACAGCCCAAAGAAUCUAGUAGUAUUAUGGCAUUACAGAUACUUGUACCUUUUUUGCUAGCAGGAUUUGGAACCGUUUCUGCUGGCAUGGUUUUGGAUAUCGUACAGCACUGGGAUGUGUUCAAGAAUGUUACUGAAGUUUUUAUUCUGGUUCCUGCACUUCUUGGUCUCAAGGGAAAUUUAGAAAUGACCUUGGCUUCCAGACUGUCAACUGCUGUAAAUAUUGGGAAAAUGGAUUCUCCCAUUGAAAAGUGGAACCUAAUAAUUGGCAAUCUGGCCUUAAAACAGGUUCAGGCAACAGUAGUUGGCUUCCUGGCAGCAGUGGCAGCAGUUAUAUUGGGCUGGAUUCCAGAGGGCAAAUACCGCUUUGAUCAUUCAAUCCUUUUGUGCUCUAGCAGUGUAGCAACGGCCUUCAUAGCUUCUCUUUUACAAGGAAUAAUAAUGGUUGGAGUUAUUGUUGGAUCAAAGAAGACCGGUAUUAAUCCUGACAAUGUUGCCACUCCUAUAGCAGCAAGUUUUGGAGAUCUUAUCACUCUUGCUAUACUAGCAUGGAUAAGUCAGGGUCUUUAUACUUGCCUUGAGACAUAUUACUAUGUAUCUCCUUUGGUUGGUGCCUUUUUUUUGGCUCUGACUCCCAUGGGGAUUGUCAUAGCUGCCAAACACCCAGCAACCAGAACUGUUCUGCAUUCAGGAUGGGAGCCUGUUAUAACUGCUAUGAUUAUCAGCAGUAUUGGUGGCCUUAUUCUGGACACAACUGUAUCAGAUCCUAAUUUGGUUGGAAUUGUUGUUUAUACUCCAGUAAUUAAUGGUAUUGGUGGUAAUCUAGUAGCUAUUCAAGCUAGCAGAAUUUCUACCUACCUCCAUUUACACAGCAUUCCUGGAGAACUGCCAGAAGAAGCAAAGGGUUGCUAUUAUCCAUGCAGAACCUAUUAUGGUACAGGCGUAAAUAACAAAUCAGCCCAAGUUCUGCUUCUUCUGGUGAUUCCUGGACACCUAAUUUUCUUGUACACUAUCCAUUUAAUGAAAAGCGGCCAUACUUCUUUAACUCCCAUCUUUAUAGCGGUAUAUUUGUUUGCAGCUCUGCUACAGGUGUUUACUCUGUUAUGGAUUGCUGACUGGAUGGUGCACCACUUCUGGAAAAAAGGAAAAGAUCCUGACAGUUUUUCUAUCCCUUAUCUUACCGCAUUGGGAGAUCUGCUCGGAACUGCCUUGCUAGCCAUGGGUUUUCAUUUUCUGUGGCUCAUAGGUGACAGAGAUGGGGAUGUUGGAGACUAAUCAUUCCAGUGAUGCAACUGAUGACUUUUUCCAGAAUAUUGAGAACACCGAGCGUUCCACUUGAAGGUCCUCAAAAUAAUUGUCCUAUUUGGUAUGAGUAGAUAAAACAGCCUUAAAUGUUUUUGGUUUGAUUUGUUCUUUUUUUUAAAAAAAAACAAAAAAGAUAGAUGUAGGAGGAGAUUUGAGACCUUUACAAUGAAAAUAAGGAGGAUUGCUGCUGGUUGAAAACAUCUGAGUAGAUGCAAUGAAAGGUAGAUCAAUCUUUUUCCAAGUUUAACAUUUUUACAAAAUCUAGUCUUUUAAAAGAACAAUUCAUUAUGUGUAGCAUGAACCAGAAAAAUCUCUAAUUGAUCAUUCAGUGGUGAUGAGGAGGAGUGUGCCAAUCAGUAGCUUGCCUUGUUUUUUUUCUCACCCAAAAUAAGUGGGUAUAUAUUUUCAUCUUACCACAGAAGUGGCUGGUAGACCUCACAUGAGUUCAGUUUUACAGAUAUUCCCUGACUAGUUGAUUAUAUGUUCCUAUCUUGCAGUUUUAGUGCUAUAGCUCUUUGACUGUUGCAGACUUUAUAUCAAUAAUAACUAUUACAGUGACUUGAACCCUGAUUGUCUAAACAUUUUGUCAUAUGCUUUAUUUUAAAUAUACUAAUAUGACCAUCAGCAUUUAUAAAGCUAGACAUUUGAAAAGUGUCUGCAGGAUUGAGCCCUUUCGCUUCUUACUAAAAAGAGCAACUUAAUUAUUUUGCUGUUCUAAUUUAUUAGAACUGAUGCAUAGUAAAGACUUAGAAUAUGACACUGAUCUGAUCAAAAGUAAUGGGUGAAUAAUUAAAAUUCCCUGUGUUGAAAAGCUUAUUUUCAUUUAGCAACUGGAAAGGUGUUGAACUAAUCAAUAUUAAUGGUGUUAUGAUGGCACUGACAUUUGAUAGAAUAUGCCAGUAUUUUGAGUUUAGUAAAAUAUUUAGAGGU